Parastagonospora nodorum SN15 is the source of this 1059-nucleotide messenger RNA. RefSeq lists its product as hypothetical. Lineage: Eukaryota; Fungi; Ascomycota; Dothideomycetes; Pleosporales; Phaeosphaeriaceae. The transcript has 5 exons. The record is from RefSeq and is a predicted model, not a curated record. The coding region runs from base 1 to 1059 and encodes 352 amino acids.
AUGGCUACCUCAGUAUCUCCAGAGCACGUGGUUCCCAUCGAAGCAGUGUUACUAUCCUUGGCUAUUCUCAUAGCAUCCGGUCGGUUGCUACCACGACUGGCACAACGAGCGCAACCAACUGCAAGCGAUAGCUUCUUGAUAGCGUCCAUUCUCAAUGCUAUAGGUCUUUUCGUCACCGAUGUCAUGACAUACAAAUGGGGCGGUAUGGCUGGGGAUGAUGCGCCGGAACCCCCGACGGCGCAGCUCAUCGCACUGAAGAAGGUACAAUUCGCCGGCAAUGCUUUCUACGAUACCGGUAUCUAUUUGCCAAAGUUGGCGAUUCUGGCGCUUUACUUUCGACUCGUACCAGUUACAAUGCCAUGGCUGCGCAAAGCACUUUAUGCAAUCUCAACCCUCACUGUGGGUGCUAUGAUAUCGACGUUCUUUUUGGACACGUUUUGGUGUGGCCGAGAUCCAUCCCCAAACUGGUCAGUAGAAGAGGGUUCUUGCAGCACCUUUACUUCGAAGGAAGUCUUCAGGAUCGAUUGGGCCAUGAAUAUUACUUCCGAUGUUUUCAUUUUCAUGCUACCGUUCCCGCUUCUCCACCAACUGCAGCUCAACCGGCGGCAGAUCUGGGGUCUAGUAGCGACGUUUUCACUUGGCGCCGUUACGAUCGCCAUGAGCAUCGUUCGUUUUGCGACGAUUGAGAUCAUCUAUGCUUGGACCAACGUUUUUGUCCUCUCCAUGGCCGAAAUGGCGGUCGCUAUCAUGGUUGUAUCGCUUCCAUCGAUGCGACACUGGCUACGGCGCGGCGGCAUAUUCUCAUCCAACAAGAACGAAAGUUCAUCGUCGCGUUCCAAAUACGGACUUCGAACCCCAAUAGUAGGAUCAAAUGGAUUUACGCGCCCUAUGAUACGAGGCAAGCCGAGCGGCCGGGGACCAAUCGAUGAAGAUUCAGGAAGCGAAGUGGAGUUGAACAUCAUGGGGAGGAAGGAUGUCAUUUACGAGACACGUAGGAUUAGCGUCGAGUUUUCCAACUCGGCAGACUACGGGGCUUCCCGGUCCGGGAAACUAUCAUGA